Molecule: messenger RNA, 1443 nt
Organism: Brassica napus (rape)
Lineage: Eukaryota; Viridiplantae; Streptophyta; Magnoliopsida; Brassicales; Brassicaceae
Exons: 9
Coding region: 1-1443 (480 amino acids)
Biological process (GO): DNA recombination; DNA repair; DNA replication
Cellular component (GO): nucleus
Molecular function (GO): DNA binding
Source: RefSeq, a predicted model, not a curated record
AUGGCGAUGAAACGAAAUGGAAAGUCUCCUGCCUCUUCCGACUCUGACGAAAAAGUGAUGUUCUUCAAAGAUGUCUCUCUAGGUCCCCAUGAAACCCGUCUGCGCUUUCGACUCAUCCAUUUCUGGGAGGCUCAGAACCCGGUGAAGAAGACCCUUAUUGGCCUGGAGAUGCUUCUCAUCGACGAGCAGGGAACUGUCAUUCAAGGAUUCAUUCCACCAGGACGUAUUAAGAAAUACUUGCCUGAGAAGAAGCGAGGUUCGGUUUACGAACUCAUCAACUUCUACGGAUGGAAGAACAAACCGAUGUAUCGGGUUGCUGAUCAUAUCACAACCGUGUCCUUCGCAUGGAACUCUGAGUUGUCGGUCCUUCACGACAUUCCAAUCCCUUUUGAUGAAGACCGUUUCAGGAUGCAUUCGUAUGAGGAUUUUGAGGCCAACUGUGAUCUGAAAGGUGACCUCUAUGAUGUUCUUGGCCACAUGAAGCUGGUCGAUGGACAGAUUAUUACCGAGCGUCCCACUAUUGAUGAAGCGAAGAUCGCUACCACUCGGCACAUUAUGAUUCAUGUGCAAUCACACGAAGGACCUGUCAUGAAGCUCUACCUCUGGGACCAGGCAGCAACGGACUUCUGCAAGAAGUUUAAGUCCUACGAAAAUACUCCCACAGUUGUUUUGGUCACAGCCGUUAACACUAAACGUCUAGGAGGUACAAUGGCACUGAGUUCUAUGUCUCCCACACGGGUUUUCAUGGACUAUGAUGUCCAACCAACAAUUGAUUACUUCGCCUGGCUCUCCACAAACCCAGAGAUUGCUAAGCAGGAUGCCUUUUUUGAGUGCACUGCUACGAUUGAUGAUGUGGUUCAUGGAUCUGCUUGGUACUAUAUUGCAUGCACUGGGUGUCAUAGUAAGGCUACCAAAGGCGCAAACUCAUUGAUUUGCACGAACCCAAGAUGUGUGAAGGAUACCACAGCUGGAGUUGCACAGUACCGUGCAAAGAUUUCGGUUUAUGACAGCAGUGAACAAGGUUUUUUUGUCCUGCUUGGUGAUGCUGGUUUUCAGUUGACUGGGAGGCACGCAUCUGAGUUGGUCAUCAGCUACUUUGAGGCCAAUAAAGACAAAGGCCCUGACCAUGAAGUGCCUGUCCCGGAAACUCUGAUCAGCAUAAUCAGACAGACCCAUAAGUUUUGUGUGAAAGUUACAGACCACAACUUCUCUGGCAACACCCGAGCUAUCACUGUCACCAAGAUCCUCCUUCUAGAGACACCAUCACCCACAGAAGGCUCUCUUGGAAACGCCAUUGCUGAACCGUCCAUGGAAGCAGUGCAGACUGGAAGUGACAUGUGUGAGCCUUCAAAAAGCCGUGGAGAUUCUGCAGAUGAAGAGUGUAAGAGAAUGUUUGACAGUGUUGAUCCAGAGAGAGUCAAACGGGCAAGAUGUGAGAAAUGA